AGGACCCAGCGCACAAGUGCGAGAUGUAUGAGGGCACAGUAUUUUGUUGAUGUAUACAUUUAUAAAUGUUAGCACAAGAAGUUGGGUGGGUAUUUCAUGCCGUGUGAGCCUCUGACGGUACCCAGGACUUUUUUGUUGCAAACACCAUAUAGCCUGCAGUAAUGAAGUCUAAGAAGAAGAAGAGACAGGAUGACUUCCAGAAGGUGAAGUUAAAAGUUGGAAAGACGAAGCCCAAAGCCGAUAAUGCCACCAUCACAAGUUUCCGCACAAAGGGGAUUCAUCUAUCUGAACAGCUGAAGAGAGACACCAGUGGUCCUACCACCCACCGACAGCUUGGUAUCAAUGACCUCCUGUCCCAGCUCCAUCAUUACAAUGCCAAUGUGAAACACAGUGCCUUGUUGGGUUUGAGAGAGUUGCUGUCUCUAAAUCCCUCUCUGUUAGACCAACAUCUCUCUCGCCUGCUUUCUGAAGUGGCAGCUGUUUUUUCAGACAAGGAUGGAAAUGUUCGUGUGGCAGCUACCCGUGUGCUCAGGUUCAUUGCACAGUCUGUGCCUGCAGAACGCGUAUCUCCAUUUUUCCCCCUCCUCAGUGCCCACCUGUCUUGUGCCAUGACACACAUCGAGCCAGGCAUCCAGGAGGAUGCUAUGAAGGUUCUUGAUGUGUUGCUGGAGCACUACCCUGCGCUUCUUGCAGCAAGGUCUGCAGUACUCCUCACUAACUUCCUGGAGUUGAUCUCUCACAAACAAAGCAGUAGUAGUGCCAAAAAGACGCAGGAUGCAAAGGGACGGACAUGGGCACUUUCCGUAAACCCGAGCAGGACUGUGACAAGCCAGCAGUGGCGUCUUUCUGUUCUUUCCAGGCUUGGACGGUUUCUGCAGGCUGUGGUUGAGGAGAGACCAAUGGAAGAGAGUGAUAAUUUUACCCAAAAUGAAGGAGUGUUUGGCUCAAGUGGAGAGGGCACACUCACUCCUCUCUAUCUCAACUGGGAAGAGCUCUCCUACAACAAGGUUGGAGUCAGGCUGUAUGAGCAUUCUGGCGCCAAACCAACUCCACGGUCUACCUUUAAACUCAGACCAGAGGUGGAGCCUGCACCCACAGUUGGCGAGUGUCUGGACUCAUCUGAUUCUGUUCAGAGCUUUGCAUCCACCCUGGUGCCUCUUCUGUUAGAGGUUUGGGUUGAAGCCAGUACCAGUGACUGUCCCUGGAACAGCAGUGAGGGCACUCACCUGCUCACCCCAGAUGCAAUGUCGGUGAUGUUCCAGGUGUUGUCUAUUCUGCAGCUACUCAGAAAACUGGCGCCACAGCAGGAGCACCGGGAUGCACUGGAUGCAUGGUUUUAUAAAGAAUACCUGGGAGAGUUUAAACAACACUUCAUGAAAAACUUCCCCUAUGGUGCUCGGGAUACACCCAAACACAGAAAGAAGGUUGAUCUUAAAAGGAGUAAGCAGACUGCAGCUGUGCCAGGAUUGACAGUGGAGCCCCUGGCCCUAAACAUCACACUUUGCCAGGUCAUGGUGUCCCUAAGCCAGAGGCAGGGAGUUGGCCGAGAGACAGAUGGAGACUGGCUGACACCUCUGAGGUCGUUUGUUCGAGACACUCUGAGCAGCGGAGUGAAACUGAGUUACAAACAGCUCCAUAUGCUUCUGGGUACAGUGUGGAAGAUGGUUCUCACACAGAGGAGUAAAACAGUGACAGAGGAACUGUUGGCAGCUGUGUAUGUGUACUACAAGCAGAGGAACCUGACUCUACAGCCACGAUCUCUGCUGCUGUCUUUCUACAGCAAACUCUACCUGCAGGAGCAAGGACACACACACAUAGCAAGGAGUAAGGUGCUUUGCUGUUGGUUGGCAUCACUUCCUGUGCAGUUGUCCCAGCUCGGCCAUCGUAACCCCGCUCUCUCUGCACGACUCAUCCUGUCCAUCCAGGCUGCUGCUUCCAGGGGAAACAAAGACCUGCUCAACAGUCUGCAUACACAUGCUUGCAAGCUCUAUGAUCCACAGGAGGGAGUUGUGGUUCUGUUACCAGCAGAGUCCCAGCAGCAAAUGGUGCAGCUGCUCUAUUUCCUGCCCAAGAUGUCCCAGUCCCUGUUGGCCAACCUGAGCUGCUGCUGCACUGCUGGACGGAUCUCUGCCAGCCUUGCUGCCUCUCUGAUACGUAUCAUCCACUUUAGGUCAUCUCUGAGUGGCUGGUCCAUUGGGUGUCAGGAAGCAGCUCUGCAGGAUGUGGACUACAUCAGCUUCCUGUUCUCCACACUGACAGGCUUUUCAUCUGACAGGCUUGCAUCCCUGCAGGAGGACGAGGACGAUUACCUGCCUCCGACCCCUCUGUCACCCCUAAGCCUCUACCCCACACCACUCGAGCAGUUCACACAUCACUGGGAUGUUGUGGAGGAAGUCUGCCACAGUCUGGAGACCCUGGGUUCAAAGUCUCAGUGCUUUGACAUCUUGCAAAAUGGCAUUUGCAAAUACCUGACAAAGUUGGGGGUUGUGCCUGACAGUAUGGCAGCUGGGCUGCUCAGAGCUGUAUCCAGACUAAUGGAUCUGUCCGUUCUGCCCAUCGAGCCUGUGCUGCGCUUUUUGUCUCAGUGCUGCCUCAGCCUGCUGGUUCUGCUCAUCACCCUGCAGCAAGAACUGCCAGCUGAAACCAACCACAAAAGGGAGGCCAUUUGGGGUGCGUGCGUGUCAGCGUUGAGCACUGUCCCUCGCCUGCUGCGGAUGGUUCUGCAGUUAUUGCGAGUUGGAGAUCUGAGCGAGGAUGAGCUUCCACAGCUGGGACAGAUCCUUUCCAUGCUGCUUCAGCACACACCGAUCCAAAACCAGCUGCUGGCCAACGCCGCUCUGCUUCAAGAAAUCAUACAACAGCUAACGAGGUAUUCAAGAGGAGCAACCAGGGAGCAGUGGCUGACAGACCUUCUCUACUGUUACAGCGUCACUGUGACCCACGGGUCUUCUGCUCGUCGUGGAAACCUGGGCCUUCGAGACAUGUACUGACCAUCAGUUUACCCUCACUACAUCUCACCUCAUAGAAGACAUACAGAACACUUACACAGCUCAUUAGGGAUGAGUCCAUACAUCUAAAAUUUCUCAAUGAAAGAACAGUUUAUUAGUGUUUUUCAAUCCUAGUGCAUAAAAAAACUCAACAUCCAUGUUUUAUACAACUGAUUUUUCCGUGGCUUAAGCUGCUUCUUUAUUGCUUUUUGUAAGCUUGUUAACAAUCUGUCUUUAUUCUUUGUCCUUUGACAUUUGUUUCUGAUUUUUGUCCAAUGCUUAAAAAGGCACAAGGCAAAGUUUCUUUUAAAAAAGUGAAACUUAAAAGAAAAAAAAGCAAGCA
Molecule: messenger RNA, 3330 nt
Organism: Cheilinus undulatus (humphead wrasse)
Lineage: Eukaryota; Metazoa; Chordata; Actinopteri; Labriformes; Labridae
Gene: tex10
Product: testis expressed 10
Exons: 16
Coding region: 162-2990 (942 amino acids)
Cellular component (GO): nucleus; MLL1 complex
Source: RefSeq, a predicted model, not a curated record